Bactrocera latifrons is the source of this 540-nucleotide messenger RNA. RefSeq lists its product as uncharacterized. NCBI's taxonomy places the organism in Eukaryota, Metazoa, Arthropoda, Insecta, Diptera, Tephritidae. Bases 99 to 479 code for a protein of 126 amino acids. The record is from RefSeq and is a predicted model, not a curated record. The transcript is spliced from 2 exons.
AAAACCAAGUUGAUAAAUAGUACAAAAUAAAGAAGUCAAUUAUCAAAAACUCAUUCAUUGUAGAUAUAUAUUAAUUUUGCCAAAAAAAAAAAAUCAGAAUGACCUUAAAUAACAAGUCAUCCUUAAACUUAGCGAGCCUUUUUGCAGCCGGAACGAAUACAGAGAAUAAAGAUGACGGUAGAGAAGAAAAAAUAUCAUCAUUGGUUCUAACUCAAAAGAAAAUGAAUCUUUGUUUUAUACCAGGACAACGGGGUAAAUCUUUGUUGUGUUUCAACCACUUUACAUAUGCCAAAAAUAAUGUAUGUGGUAAUACAACGUAUUGGAAUUGUCGCAGUCGACGUGUCGGUAUGAAGCCAUGCAACGCUCGCAUCACAACAACGAAACAACCAAAUGGUCUGUUCAGAGUAUGCCUUACCAAACCUGAACACAAUCAUGAACCCUCUCUGCGCGUGCUGAAGAAGUUGAAAAGAUCACUUUAAACCUUAAUUAAAAUAAAAUAAGAAACUACAAAUAUAAAUAAUAAACAUUCAGAAAAUUGUA